GGGCGGCGCCAAACUGCACUAUGUGGGAGUUCGCAGUGUCAAAUUACGAGGCGUCGUUUUAUUUUUUCUUUCUCCAGUGAAUUUUCCGUGAAAAUACUACCCCAAUGGGCUCGAAAAAGCACAAGAAACACAAAAGUGAACGUCGUGAGCGAUAUGAAGACCCAAAUUUGAGUCCAGGACGUCCUCCCAGUCUCAAGUUGAUCCUCAAGGUGGGUAGCAAUUCCACGCCAGAGUAUGGCAAUGAUUCUCCAGCUUAUGGGGUGCAGACGGAUCAUGGAUCGGCGUAUCUGCAGGAACUGCAUGAACGUCACAAGAAGAGCAAGAAGAAGAAAAAGAAGAAGGAUCGGGAGAAGAAGCAUAAGCAUCAUCACAAGGAGAAACGCCGGCACAGGGAUGAUUCCAGUUUCGAUGAUAUGAGCAUCGGGGAGGAUAGUCAGCUGCAGGAGACAAUGAUGAGCCGGCUUAAGGGUUUGGGGCAUUUGCGUUCGCCUGAAUCCAUUUCGUCGCAAGAGCACAACAGUUCAGGCUCAAUUCAGUCACCAGGACAGAAGCAUCAUCAUGAGAAGGCACCAACUGUGACGGAUGGAAGUGGGAGGGAGCCGAGGCAGUGUGUGUUGAAGCUGAAGCAGAGUCGAUCGCCAUUGGCUAAGAUUCUCGAUCAUCUGCUGCGGAAUCUGGAAAAGAGGGAUCCACAUCAGUUUUUUGCCUGGCCAGUGACUAAUGACAUAGCUCCUGGGUAUUCAGCCAUCAUCACCAAACCCAUGGACUUUUCCACGAUGCACCAGAAAAUCAAUGACAAUGCAUACAGUUCAAUUCAGGAGUUUGGGGAUGAUUUUAAGUUGAUGUGCGAGAAUGCCAUUAAAUACAAUCAUGUGGAGACGGUCUAUCAUAAGGCGGCCAAGAGGUUACUCCAUGUGGGUGCCAGAAUGCUUCAGCCGGAGAAUCUCAUGAGAUCUUUGAGGUCUUUUAUGGUGUACAUGAGGGAGUUGACGCCCAAGGAGUUGGGAUUUGAGUUGCCGAAUUCGGAGAAUCACGAUACUGAACAAUGUGGCGGAGAUUCGGCUGAUGAGGAGACGACAUCGACGGGAGCUGAGGAGAAUGCCAAUAUGCACAAUGAGGAUGAUGUCAAGAGGAAGCCAAUGAGGGCAAUAAAUCAUCCCAAGAGUCGAUUUGAGCCAUUUAUGGAUGAUUUGUCUCCGGAUGAGGUUCUAGCUCAGGUCCAGAAAGCUGCCCGGAAUGCAAAAUCUCGCGUGUUUACGCGGCAGCGGGCUCACAAAAUGGGCUUCCUGCGUCAGCACAAAGAUGGCACGACCAGCAUGAAAAUCCUCUUGGACAGUGAAGGGAAGUGCUCAGGGCAAGAACGUCUGAUCUCCCUGGGAGCCUUCACGGGACGUCUGAAGCAGGGAACUGGUCAGAUUCAGGGAAUCCGGGAAGAUAGGCGAAAUCUGGCAAAAGCUGUUAAACCUCUAAACUACGGAGCUUUUAGUUCCUUCGCUCCCAUCUUUGACUCUCGCUUUGCCAAUCUCAGCAAGGAAGAGUCUCAGAUGGUUCUGUCGACGUAUGGAGAUGAAACUGGUGCUCAGUAUGCGGAGAGUAUUUUGGAAUUUACCAAGAACAGCUCAUAUGCCAGUUCCCUGGCAAAUGGCCUCUUGGAUGUCCUCACGGGUGGAGAACAUCGCAAAACUCUGGCUAAACUCACGGAAUCCCAUCGGCAGCGCACGGAAAAGGAAGAAGUGGAGAAAUCCUUUCCAGAUCCUGAUCCUCCAGCCAAAACUUCCGAAUUGGCCACAGUUAAAGUUGACUUUGAGGGACUUCGUUCUCUGGCUGAUUUGGGAAUUGAUGUGAAAUUUCUGGAUGAUAUUGAGAAGACCACGAAGAAUGUGGACAAUCAGAAGAAGUUCCAGAAUCAGCUGAAUAUCACGUCGACGCUGCUGGAGAAGUUGCAUCAGGUGCAGUUUGAACGAUUGUCACAGGCAUUGCCGGUGCAUCUGAGUCAGGUUCAGCAGCCGGGAAGUGAUGAAGUACAACUGGCCACACAAAUAACGUCCAAUAUCACAGAAAUGGCCAAGAAUCUCCCACCGGAAGCCAUCACGUCGCCUCAUGCACUCAGAAAGGCCAUGGGGGUGUCCACAGCGGGUCUUGAGCCCUAUCAGAUGCAACGGGUGAGCUUGGUUGGGAAUGUUCAGGGAGUUCAGCGUCUUGGAUGCAAUAUUUCACCGGACAUGGAUAUAACGCCAGUUCCGAUGGAAAUUGAACCGGAUUCACUGGUGCAUCAUCACAAUCACAAUCACUCCAAUGUCGACAAUACCACUCCGGUCGAUCUGGAGACGGAACUGCGGGAAUUCCUCGAGGGUGGAAGUAGUAGUGAGGUGGAACAUGAUACGAGUAGCAUUGAGCAAAUGUUGCUCAAUUGAAGGGUUGAAUUUUGGGGGAAGGGUGACAAGAAGCUUUUUCCCUGAGAGCAUUCUCUGAUGUGCACACGUCAUGGGUGAGCAAUUUUAUUUUUCCCAAUAUAUUCAUAUUUAAUCCUUCUUUUUUUUUGUGUAACUCUUAUUCCUUUUGAGAUAUUUUAUUGGGUGAAUUUAUUUGUGUUUUAAAGCUAAAAAAGUAAAAGAAGAAAAAUCAAUUUGUGCCCCCGUUUCGGGGGAAAGAAAAGACAGCAAAAAAAAAUAGAUGACUUUUUUCCAUGUGGAACAAAA
Molecule: messenger RNA, 2699 nt
Organism: Phlebotomus papatasi
Lineage: Eukaryota; Metazoa; Arthropoda; Insecta; Diptera; Psychodidae
Gene: Brd7-9
Product: bromodomain-containing protein 7
Exons: 5
Coding region: 105-2414 (769 amino acids)
Biological process (GO): regulation of transcription by RNA polymerase II
Cellular component (GO): nucleus
Source: RefSeq, a predicted model, not a curated record